AUGCACACAAUGCACAUUUUCAAUUCCCCAUAUGGCGGUGCUUAUGGCGGCGAAAAUGAUGGCGUGGUAGGGCGGGUCGACCACCGCCAGAACACCGUUGACCGUCUUCCUGCAGCACAGGCCCGAGCUUAUGGUGUGACCGCGUUUGGGGUCAAACAUCCGGAGCUCCCACCCAAGACUCUUGACGCUCUUAGGAGAGCGUGCAUCGAAAAUGAGGAGAACGUGGAUAGUAUUUCAGAAGUGAUCCGCUCGGAGCUGGACAUAGCAGGUCGCGAGGGGGCACUCAAGCUUCUGGCCGAGCUUAAAUUCCCGCCCAUCGACUGCAAGCGCGUGCUUGACAGCCUGUUGUCGACAACACCAUCCAAUCACUCCAACAAGACCAAUAAGUCGAAGUCGCGCAUUAGUGAUGCAACGGAGUCUUCGGCCGUGAAGGUGCCGGCCUGCGUUCCUGAGGCCUUCGCCGACGUCUUCAAGCCCAUGAACUCACAGAGUGAUGCCAGCAAGUUCAAUGUCCUCGCGGCAACCGAGGUUAUCAAGGCGGGCAUUCUUUGGACCGACAUCAGCGAGGGCCUGGCACCCCGGAACGACACCCCUGCUACGACACCGAUUCAUAUCAAGACCAUCAUAACGCACUGGAUGACUGUACUGUGCCAUAUCAAGACCAUUGGCAAGGGCAACCUCCUAUCCCUAAAGAGGAACAGCACGGCACGGAAGGAGGUCGAAGCAGCUCUCCUUAAAAGCAUGAAAACGUGCAUGCAGAAUUACCAAGGCGGGCUCAAGCCAAAGGGCUACGAGGGCAUGUUCAACACGGUGUGGACGGAGGUGAAACAGGUGAAGGAGCAGGGCACCUGGGAGGAGCCGACAGAUGACAUGCGGCAGAAGGCCAACAAGGAAGCCAGGGAGAAGGCCUUGGCAAUCUUUGGGCGCAUCAAGCAGAAGGCGGGUUUCGUGGACAAGAAGAAGGAUGACACAGAUCAGGGCGGCAAUGCAGCUGCCGCCGAAACACCAGCUGGUGCCGAAGAGGUAGCCCCUGUCCAAGUUCCACGACAGCAAGAGCAGCAGAACCCCGCCAACCCGCCGACCAGUGAUGAGGGUGACGGGACAGCUGCAGAGAUGGGUGAGAACCCCACUACGGAGGAGGGAGAGGAGGUGGAACGAAAGAAGCCCCGUGGCAGGAAGCCGGCAGGAAGCCGACAAUCAGCUGGCUGUAGGAAGCGAAAGGAACCACCCCCAACUGAGGCUGGUGCAGAGCAGGCAAAGACCAGCCGCCGCCGUCGAGGGUCAGCUGAUCCACGGAUAGGCAGUGAGUGAAGUCUGGACUCUAGAGUCCCCGUGGUGGGAGACCUCGGAUUAAUCAAAUAUCGGAGAAAUAUUUGAUUAUCCGAUAUUUGAUUAUCGGAGUCAGGAACUCGUUUAGUGAGACAUGUGUAUGGAGCCGUACAUCAGAUCAUACGGAACUGAAUCUGGGGGCUGGGUCUGAUUUCCUUUCUCUUGAUAUGAUGACGUUGGUGUAAUUAGCGAGUUUAUACACACCCCGAGCCUGGGGCCAUGGGUGGGCUCUACAGCCCUGCAAGGCUUGUGUUGGUGAGGCAAUCUUUACAAUUGUACACUCGAAGUGUUUGGUGAACAUGUAUGUUUGUAUGUGUAGACAUGUGAGCUUGAUACAGGCAUAUGCAUGGAUGGAAGUGUAUAGAGAGGCAUGCAAAUAUUUUUUUACAUAGGCGAAAUAGGCAUACGUGCUCACAUAGAUGGAUGAGACAGCUGUGAUAGCAUGUGUAGGCAGGUUGGACAGGGACAUGCUUACAAUCCAUUGACACCAGCACAUGGCCCGGCAUACGGACAAGGAACACUUGUAAACACGGGUUACCCUG
This is a messenger RNA of Volvox carteri f. nagariensis, 1871 nucleotides long. RefSeq lists its product as uncharacterized. The record is from RefSeq and is a predicted model, not a curated record. NCBI's taxonomy places the organism in Eukaryota, Viridiplantae, Chlorophyta, Chlorophyceae, Chlamydomonadales, Volvocaceae. The transcript has 7 exons. The coding region runs from base 1 to 1311 and encodes 436 amino acids.